AUGCUUUUAUUUGAAAACGCAGAUCAAGUGGUACAGGUGGUACGUAAUGGGGAACGUUAUUUGGCGGGUCCUGAGAAAAGUAACCAAAUUGCCAUCAUUCCCCAUGGCUCACUUCUUGUGGAUCCUUCAACCGGUUUGAUUGCUGCUGUUGGGACUCACGAGGAGGUGAUGGCCUAUAUUAACUCAAAUAAGUGUUCCGUUGCUGAGAAGGUACCAUGUGCUGGUAAAGUACUAUUGCCUGGUUUUGUGGAUGCCCACACCCAUCCUGUUUGGGAUGGUGAUCGUUCACAUGAGUUUGCGAUCAAACUUAACGGGGCGACUUACAUGGAUGUACAGAAAGCCGGUGGUGGAAUUGGAUUCACCACCACUUGUACUCGCAAGGCAAGUGAAUCUGAACUUCUACGUCAACUGCAAUCCCGCCUUCGCCGUAUGUUGGCGUUUGGCACCACCACUGUGGAAGGAAAGAGUGGAUAUGGUUUGGAUCGCGAUUCUGAACUGAAGAUGUUGCGAGUAUUGAAAUCCGCUGGAGAUGCGGGGCCGCAGACUAUUGCCGCUACUUUCUGCGGUGGACACGCCGUUCCUGCGGGAAGUACCGCCCCGGCUGCUGUGCAGGAUGUUGUGAAUGUACAACUCCCAGCCGUACUUGCAGAGCGGGCGGCGGGAUUAAAUGAUGUGCGUAAUAUUGAUGUCUUCUGCGAGACUGGAGUAUUUGAUCGUGAUCAGACACGUGUGAUCCUCACAGCGGGUAAAAACGUUGGAUUGGCAUUAAAUUUCCACGGAGAUGAACUCACACCUGUUGGGGCGGGUGAACUCGCUGGGGAACUCGAAGCCGACGCCGUCUCUCAUCUGGAGCAUAUCAGUGAUGAGGGAAUUGUGGCAAUGCGGAAGAAACCCUCCUUUGCAGUGUUACUCCCAAUGACGGCAUAUGUUUUACGUAUUCAACCACCACCAGCAAGGCGUAUUAUUGAUGGACAUGUGCCUGUGGCUCUUGGUAGUGAUUUCUGCCCAAAUGCACAUUCUCUUUCUAUGCCUCAUACCAUGAAUGUGGCUUGUGUCCUUAUGCAUAUGACUAUGGAAGAAGCACUGGUGGCCUCUACAAUUAACUCCGCUGGGAGUUUGCAACUCAGUGAUGUCUGUGGUAGUUUGGAAGUGGGAAAGUGGGCAGACGUUGUACUUCUUAAUGCCCCACGAUGGGAACAUGUGAUCUAUCAAAUGGUCGAUCCACCCAUUGAGGCGGUGUACAAGAAGGGAAAGCGGGUACAUUACAACAGCAGCUUCGGGGAUAAGGCAUAA
Molecule: messenger RNA, 1293 nt
Organism: Trypanosoma theileri
Lineage: Eukaryota; Euglenozoa; Kinetoplastea; Trypanosomatida; Trypanosomatidae
Product: putative imidazolonepropionase
Exons: 1
Coding region: 1-1293 (430 amino acids)
Cellular component (GO): cytoplasm
Molecular function (GO): imidazolonepropionase activity
Source: RefSeq, a predicted model, not a curated record